Molecule: messenger RNA, 2019 nt
Organism: Pseudozyma flocculosa PF-1
Lineage: Eukaryota; Fungi; Basidiomycota; Ustilaginomycetes; Ustilaginales; Ustilaginaceae
Exons: 8
Coding region: 1-2019 (672 amino acids)
Cellular component (GO): spliceosomal complex
Source: RefSeq, a predicted model, not a curated record
AUGGACGUAGACAAGCUCUUCAACCUUCCCAAGCUCUCAUCUUCCUCGCUCAACAAGCGCAAAUGGUCAGAGCCAACCGCAGAGGCGCUCAAGGCGGCAAAGACAUCCUCGACCUCCACCGACGCAUCCUCUGCCCUCCGUGAUCGCGACGCAGACGGCCAACAGGAGCGACUCGAGCCCGCCGGCCCCUCUCGACCCCGUGCCACCGUCGCCGACGAGGGCGACGACGACAACGACCAAGACGCCGAAUUCGCCCCCGGAAACGAUGCAAACUACUUUGCAGAAGAGGACGAUGAGGGCGGGCGCUUCUUUGGCGGCGGCCUGAGCGACCAGCAGAAGCGCAUCCUCGAAAUCAUGAAUCGCGGCGCAGACGACGACGAGCAGAGGACACUGAAACCGGAAGUGGAAUUGGCCAACACGAGAAAGCAGCUGCUGCGCUUCGAGCGCGCCAUCAACAAGAACCAGGAGAUGCGCGUCAGGUUCUCGGACGACCCGACAAAAUUCAUCGACUCUGAGGCAGACCUCGACGCCGAGCUCAAGGGCCUCGUCAUCCUCACGACCAACCCGGGCCUCUUCUACCCGGAGCUUGUUAAGAUCGGCUCGGUAACGAGCAUGUGCGGCCUGCUGAGCCACGAAAACGUCGACAUCUCUGCGGCCGCCAUUGAGCUGAUCGAGGAGCUGACCGACGACGACGUCCUGGAUGCGGGCGAGGAGCUGCGCGACGACGACGACGACGACGACGAGCACGAGCACGAGGCCCGCGCCGGAGCCGAGCGAAAGGGGCAGGAGGGCAUGCGGGUGCUGGUCGACUCGCUCGUCGACAACCAGGUGCUGGACCUGCUCGUCGCCAACCUGGCCCGCUUCAACGACGGCCCCACCUCUUCGGAUGCCAACCGCGAAGAGGUCGAGGGCGACAUGCAGGGCGUCUACCACACGCUCGGGGUCCUCGAGAACCUGGUCUCGUUCCGGCCGGAGCUGUCGGCGCAGCUCGUCCAGAAGACCGACUACCUCAAAUGGACGCUGGACCGGAUCAGUCGAAAGGGCCCCUACGACCAGAACAAGGGGUACGCCGGCGAGCUGCUUGCCAUUGUCAUGCAGAGCAACGAGGAGAACCGCGAAAAGCUGGGCCAGAUGGACGGCAUCGACACGCUCCUGUCGGUCCUUUCCCAAUACCGCAAGCGGGACCCGGCCGACGACGACGAGACGGAGCUGAUGGAGAACCUGUUCGACGCGCUGUGCUCGUGCCUGUCGACGACGGCCAACAAGCGGCGGUUCCUCGAGGGCGAGGGCGUCGAGCUGAUGGUCAUCAUCAUGAAGGAGAAGAAGCUGGCGCGCCUCCGCUCCAUCAAGGUGCUCGACCACGCCCUCCAGGGCGCCGCGGGCGCCGACAACUGCGAGCGCUUCGUCGAGUGCCUCGGCCUCAAGACGCUCUUCAGCGCGUUCAUGGGCAAGGGCUCCAAAAAAUCCAGCGCCUCGUCACCAACGACCGAGGAUACGGAGCACAUCCUCUCGCUCCUCUCGUCGCUCUUUACCAACCUCGCCUCGGACUCGGCGCACCGGAUCCGGCUGCUGUCCAAGUUUGUCGAGGACUCGUACGCCCAGACGGACCGGCUGCUCGAGCUGCGCGAGACGUUCCUCGCGCGCCUCGAACACGUCGAGGCCGCCAUUGCCGACGAGAAGCGGCAGCUGCGCGACGACGAGGGCGUCGAGAUCGGCGACGACGAGGAGGAGGUGUUCUACCUCCGUCGCCUUGAGAGCGGGCUGUUUUGCCUCCAGCUCGUCGACUAUGCCGUGGCGUGGCUGUGCAUGGAGGAUGACGGUGUGCAGGCGCACAUCAAGAUGAUGCUCUCGCGAAAGGGAGCCGGGUUGCAGGACGUCGUGGCCGUUCUCAGAGAGUACCACGCCAACAUCGGCGACGACCCGCCACCAAAGCAGGGACAGGACGAGCCCCAAGAAGGCGAAAUCAGGAUCAAGGAUAUCCUCGUCGCCCUCAUUUCCUUCCUCGAGGGCUGCUUCUAG